Cercospora beticola is the source of this 1536-nucleotide messenger RNA. RefSeq lists its product as uncharacterized. The record is from RefSeq and is a predicted model, not a curated record. NCBI's taxonomy places the organism in Eukaryota, Fungi, Ascomycota, Dothideomycetes, Mycosphaerellales, Mycosphaerellaceae.
GAGAUACCGCAAUAUGAACUCGAAAACACUGCGCCGGCUCGCAGCAGAUCACGCGCAGCUCCACAACGAUCUGCCCACCAACUAUCUCUUCCCGCCGAAUCCACAGCACGACAACGACCUCUCGCAGCUCGACGUCCUAUUAGCGGGACCGACACAUACUCCCUUUGCCGCAGGCGUAUGGAAGCUGCACCUUGCGAUACCCGACAAUUAUCCCCAACAACCACCUACCGCCAACUUCAGGACCAAGAUCUUCCACCCGAAUGUCAAUGAGAAGGGUCAAAUAUGUGUGGAGACAUUGAAGCGCGACUGGGACAGCAAGCUCACCCUACGGGAUGUGUUGGUCACAAUAUCAUGUCUGCUCAUUCAACCGAAUCCGGACAGUGCACUCAAUGCUGAGGCAGGUGCCCUCAUUCAACAGGACUAUGACGCCUUCGCGCAAAGGGUGGAGCUCAUGACUAGUAUUCAUGCCUCUAUCCCACCAUCAUUGACAGAUCUCGUCAAGGAGGCGCAGAAUCGAGGGCAAGAACCGGCCCCUGCAAGUGAGCCAGAGGAAGAUGUGGAGGAUUCUAUGAUGCGGCCCGAACAACCUGUACGACGCCGAAGGACUAUUGCAAAGGUACGAGGCCUGAGGAGAACCGAGACAUCACCAGGAGAUGCGCCUGCUAGGAGAGCACGAAGACCGCCUGCCGCGAAUCCUCCCAGCCGGCCAUUCGUGGUUCAGAGUACGAAUGACGACGUAUUUGGAGCACCUGCACCACAGAGGCGAGAAGAACCAGCGACUGUGUACGAGAAUGAGGACGAUCGUGAUUCGGAAAUGCUCGAAGCAGAUCAGGAGAACGAUGCAGCUCGCUCACCUGCAAAGACACCUUCCGUAGGCGUAAGAACGCCACGCCGCCCCCACGGUAUGCCUGUACCACUAGGAGAACUCAUUCUGCCGGAACAAGACGAGGGCGGCACGUCCGUGGAUGAUACAGAUAUGGACAUGGAGCCCGAAUACCCGCCCAGUCCUCGCAAGAGUCCUUCCAAAAACCCGACGAAACAGUUCAGACCUGCUCUAGAUCGAGCCGAGAGCAGCCGGGACGCUGCGUCAAGAGGAGCCCCUAUGAUCACUCCUCCGAAUCUCAACGAUAAGCCGCUAACGUUAGCCGGCUCAGUCUCCCCUCGUAGAGCGGAUCGGGGUCGCAGAGUCGCGUUUAAGCUAUCGAAACGGCAUACCCCUGAUCAACAGCCUGAUGAUUCGAGCUUCUUGGAGAGUAGCUUCAUGAAGGCUACGAUUACUCCUGCCGUUCAGAAAAAUGCUGGAGUGCUGAAGAACAGGAGUCCGAACUCGUCAAGUAUUCGGAGAGAAGAAGCACAGCGACGAGCAGAAUUGAAUGAGAAGUUGUGGGAAGCUUGUGGACGUGACAUCAAGCGUUGGAAUCGAGGAGAUUUCGAUGGGGACAUGUUAACAAGAAAAGCACCAAGGUGGUGAACUUGGCUUUUGGCUGGCACUUUUGGCACAUUUUCACAGUUGAGGCAUAACAUUGGAAAAGCAUU